AUGCAAACAAAUGACUCAGUGUCAUCUAAUGAUGACUCCCCAUAGAGAUAUAGAAUGCAAAGAAAACCAAGAUUAGCUACCUUACAAGCACCAUCUACUCAUUUAUCUCCUCCAAGAUUAGAAUCAAGUACAAAUUACUCUCUAAACUUUAGCAAAAAGUAUAAUAAUAACUAGCAAAGGCACUCAUUCAAGUCCAAUUUCAGAAAUGAGUUAUCUAUUGAUGAAGAGUAUAUUUAAAUACAAUCAAAUGAUAAGACCUCUUACUCGAAAUUUGCAAGAAAUAAAAGAUUGAUAAAUCAAACUGUAGAUGAAACAAUGAACAACAGUGAUUACAAUAUGGAGAGUAAAAAGAGUUUGGAUGUAUCCAUAAUGAAUGUCCCUCAAUUUUCAAGAAAUAAUCGGUAUGCUCUUCCCAGCAUUGCAAAUGCUUGA
Molecule: messenger RNA, 432 nt
Organism: Stylonychia lemnae
Lineage: Eukaryota; Ciliophora; Spirotrichea; Sporadotrichida; Oxytrichidae
Source: the annotation of a GenBank genome assembly